CCGGCGCGGCGGCGGCCGGCGAUGCGGUCGCCUAGCUGAAGGCGCGGCGCGGUCCGCUGCUCUCCCGCGGGGCUUGCCCGUCGCCGGGCCAUGUCCGUCCGCGGCGGCAACGCCCUGACGCCUUUUUCCAUCCAAGCCAUCCUCAACAAGAAGGAGGAGCGCGCCCGCCACGCGGCGGGGCGGCCGCCGCCCCCGGGGUCGGCCGGCGGCUGGCGGCUGUGCGGCGCCGCCGAGGACCCGCCGCGCGCCUCGCCCGCCGCCCGCGCCGCGGCCCUGCGGACGCCGGCGGGCUGGGACUCGGACUCCGCGCUCAGCGAGGACCCCGAGGGCGAGCGGCGCUCCGAGGAGGAGGGCGCCGGUGGCCGCGCCCGCCCUGCGGAAGCCACGGGCGGGGGGCGGCCGGCGGCGGGGGAGGCGCAGCCACCGGAGGCGGCGGAGCGGGACGCCACCGGCCUCAGCGACAGCGAGAUGUCGGCCGCCGUCUCAGAUCGCAGCCCCCCGGAGGAAGAGGACGGAGCGGGCAAGUGCGGCAAUCUGCUGCCGGGGGAGGAGGAGGCGGCGGCGGCUCCGAAACCGCGGAAGAAGCGCUCUCGCGCAGCCUUUUCCCACGCGCAGGUCUUCGAGCUGGAGCGGCGCUUCAACCACCAGCGCUACUUGUCGGGGCCCGAGCGGGCCGACCUGGCCGCCUCGCUGAAGCUCACCGAGACGCAGGUGAAGAUCUGGUUUCAGAACCGGCGCUACAAGACCAAGCGGCGGCAGAUGGCCGCCGACCUCCUGGCCGCCGCCCCCGCCGCCAAGAAGGUGGCCGUCAAGGUGCUGGUGCGCGACGACCAGAGACAGUACCACCCCGGCGAGGUGCUGCGGCCGCCCUCGCUGCUCUCCCUUCAGCCGUCCUACUACUACCCCUACUACUGCCUUCCCGGGUGGGCUCUGUCCACCUGCGCUGCAGCUGCCGGCACCCAGUGAGAGGCACACAUACAUACCCCCCCGGCACCGACACCCCCACCAUACACACUGGCAGCCAGAAAACCCAUCUUCCCUCUGCCACCUCCCCAUCCAUGAAUCC
Messenger RNA from Corvus hawaiiensis (hawaiian crow), 1066 nucleotides. It is a transcript of the gene NKX3-2, whose product is annotated as NK3 homeobox 2. The transcript is spliced from 2 exons. The record is from RefSeq and is a predicted model, not a curated record. Gene Ontology annotation, biological process: regulation of transcription by RNA polymerase II; cell differentiation. Gene Ontology annotation, molecular function: DNA-binding transcription factor activity, RNA polymerase II-specific; RNA polymerase II cis-regulatory region sequence-specific DNA binding. Lineage: Eukaryota; Metazoa; Chordata; Aves; Passeriformes; Corvidae. Bases 91 to 966 code for a protein of 291 amino acids. Gene Ontology annotation, cellular component: nucleus.